UAAGAGGACACUGUUCGAGUGAUACGUUGUGUAAAAGUGCGAGAAUAUUUGUUGAAUUUUAUUGCAUUGAUUUUGAAAUUAAUUGUUCUCUUCAAGGAUCAGGGUGUAAGAAUGAAUGAAGCUUCGAUUCGAGUUCCACCGAGAAGGUUUUCUGAAGAUGGAAUGAACAAUAUGAACCUGCCAGCACCAAAGAAGUUACGGAGAAGUCUAGAAGAGUUUAACUCGUUUUGUAGUUAUGUUUUGGCCUACGAAGCAAGGCUACAAGAGGAACGUCGAAGAAGACAAAGUCCAAAAUCUUCAGGGGAAGAAAGCACAAGCUCUAGCACAGAUUCAGCUUACAGUGAAAGUCUUUCAUCGCCAGAUAGUUCAGAUGAACGGUUGCUUGAUAAUGUUGACGAGGAAUACGACUCAGGCGACGAAUCGUGGAAUAAAGUAACUUGUUUUUGCGAAAAGCCUUUUGCAGGUCGGCCAAUGAUAGAGUGUUCAGAGUGUCUUAUUUGGAUCCACUUAUCCUGUGCAAAAAUUCGAAAGUCUAAUGUUCCAGAAGUUUUUGUUUGUCAAAAGUGUCGGGAUGCAAGGCACACAAUGCGUAGAUCACAAAGGGUGAAGACAAGUCCUAGUCCUAAGCGCACUUGAUAAAUUGGCAUACCUAGAUUUUAUGUAUAAAUUUGUAAAUAGAUUUAUUUCAGGAAACCUAAAAGUUUAUGCGGGCAUUUAUUGUGUAUUUGUGCAAAGAAAUUUAUAUGAUUGUUGCAUGUUUGGCAAAAGAUUGACCAAAUGUAUAGAUUUUAAAGUUGUCUGAUAAGAUUUAUGGGUUAAAUUUAAUUGCCAUAAAGAGAUGUGUUUACUUAAAACAAUACUGUUAAAGUUCGUACUUUGGCUUGAAACCGAUUGACAAAUGUUGAAGGAGUUAUCUCUCUUUUCCUUCCAUAGUGUGUUGAGUAGAUGUGUGUAAUUACAAUGGAUGGGAAACCAUGCUGUUAAUUAAGGAACAGCCUAGUUAAAUUACUUGGAAUGAAAACAUAACACUUGCAUUUGUUAUUCGGUAUCAAUCCUCUUGUAAUUGCAAUAGAAAGACUUCAUUUUGUCAUUAA
Xenia sp. Carnegie-2017 is the source of this 1094-nucleotide messenger RNA. Its product is annotated as PHD finger protein 23A-like. NCBI's taxonomy places the organism in Eukaryota, Metazoa, Cnidaria, Anthozoa, Malacalcyonacea, Xeniidae. The transcript is spliced from 6 exons. Bases 112 to 636 code for a protein of 174 amino acids. The record is from RefSeq and is a predicted model, not a curated record.